Messenger RNA from Ailuropoda melanoleuca (giant panda), 3328 nucleotides. Its product is annotated as protein FAM122A-like. Gene Ontology annotation, molecular function: protein serine/threonine phosphatase inhibitor activity. The coding region runs from base 377 to 1216 and encodes 279 amino acids. The transcript is spliced from 11 exons. Gene Ontology annotation, cellular component: cytoplasm; nucleus. The record is from RefSeq and is a predicted model, not a curated record. Lineage: Eukaryota; Metazoa; Chordata; Mammalia; Carnivora; Ursidae. Gene Ontology annotation, biological process: mitotic G2/M transition checkpoint.
UGUUUAGCCGGAAAGGCUUACGUGGGGUUUCAUUUGGUCAGAGAAAUAAAGAACGAUUCGCGGGGGUGACUAAGACAAAUUCCUCAUUUUCAUUAUAGACUUGGAGGUGGAGGAUCUUCUCAGCGUUAGGGACCCCGAGGUUGGGUGGUAAGAGGUUCGGAGUCAGUCCUGCCCCACUUUGCGCCCACUGGUAUUAGGGACGGUAGGGCUGCAAAGGUGAGCACCUCACUCGUCUAAGAGGUUCCUCCUUUCUUCUCUUUUCCCCCUCUUCCUCUCUGCCUACAUCCCUCACCCAGUUGACUUGUCCUUAUGUGAAUGGGAGCCAGAAAACCUUGAGAACUUCGAACCAAGCAGUGGUUUCUUCCUCGACGUGGACAUGGCACAAGAGAAAAUGGAACUAGACUUGAAGCUGCUGCCGAGUUCAACCACCACAGAGGACACGCUGAAAAGAUCCAACAGCGCCCCUUUGAUCACUGGGCUUGGUGAUAACUCACAGGUGUUGCAAGCUGACACGUUAACAACUCCAAGAAAUAACACAACGCAUAUGGCACAACAUUGUCUGGUCAGUGUGAAGCCACUGAAGAAUUCUAAGUCUGUGACUGACAUGACCAGAUUUGCAUCUUUAAAAGAUUACCCUGGCUGCAGAGUGUUUUUGCCACCUUCUCCCAUCCCCAACCGUGCUUCCUUUGGUCGCCUUCAUCAAAUCAAACAGGAAGAAGGCAUGAAUUUAGUAACUAGAGAAGCAAUGCGUGAAUGGGAAGUACAAACUGCAAUACGGAUAAGUCGGUCUUGGGAAGAAAGUUUGAACCUGAAUGACAAUGAUUUAGAGAAACCAUCUUCAAAGCACAUCGAUUUAAAUCCAGUAUCCCCAGCAGCUCCUCCCACCAGGGGGAUUGGGAAGCAAUGUUUUCCUCCAUCGUUGCAAACUUGUGUGAGUUGCACCACUUUGCCUCCAAGUCCUAUUCCCAGUCCUACGCGACAAUUUACAAUAAGUCAAAACCCCACCAACAUUAUUAGACCAAGUAUCUGUGGACCAUUAAAAAGAAAAGGUGAAAUGACAGUUGAAGAUCAGCCAAAGAAAAUUUUCCAAGGCACAACCAACAAGCUUUCUUCUGAUACUACUCAACAGUCUGAUACGGUGGUGCUGGAGCAACUGAAUAUCCACAUGCCAGAAAAUGAAGUUGGACUCCUACCUCACACCGUACACAAAAAUUAAUUCAAAAUAGAUCAACGACCUAAAUAUUAAGAGCUAAAACCAUUAAAUUCUUAGGGAAAAAACAGGGGUAAAUCUUUAUGACCUUGGAUUUGGCAAUGGAUUCUUAGAUAUAUCAUUAAAAACAUGAGCAACAAAAGAAGAAAAUAGAUAAGUGGAACUUUAUCAAAAUUAAGAACUUUUGUGCAUGAAAGGACAUUAACAAGACAGUGAAAAAGAUAGCCUAUAGAGUGACAAAAAAUAUUUGUAAAUCAUAUCUGAUGAGUUUAAUCUAGACUAUGUAAAGAAGUCUUAUAACUCAGCCAUAAAAAGACAAACAACCCAACUAAAAUAUGGGCAAACUACUUUAUGAUUAGACAUGUCUCCAAAGAAGAUAUACAAAUGGCCAAUAAGCACAUGAAAAGAUGUUCCACAUCUUUAGUCAUUAGGGAAAUGCAAAUCAACACCACAGAGAGAGAUCACUUCAUACCCACUAGGUUGGCUAGAAUCAAAAAGAUAGUAACAAGUGUUGGUGAAGAUGUGGAGAAGCAGAGGACCCUUGUACAUUGCUGUUUGGAGUGUAAAAUAAUGCAGUGACUGUGGAAAACAUUGUGGCAGUUCCUCAAAAUAUUAAGCAUUAAACAUAUAAAACAUAUUAAACAUCCACAAAAUAUUAAACUCUAUGAUAACAUAGAGUCAUCAUAAGAUCCAGCAAUUCCACGCCUUGAAAACCAGGACUCAAAUAAAUACUUGUAUGCUAGUGUUCCUUGUGGCAUUGUUCAAAAUAGCCAAAAGGUGGCAACAACCCAAGUGUCCGUCACCAGAUGAAUGGAUGAAAAUGUGUUCUAUACAUACAAUGGGAUAUUGUUUAGCUAUAAAAAGGAAUGACGUUCUGGUACGUACUACCACAUGGAUGAAACUUGAAAACAUUGUGCUAAGUGAAAUAAGCCAGACACAAAAGGACAGAUAUAUUGCAUGACUCCACUUACAUGAGAUAUUUAAAAAUAGACAAAUUCAUAGAGAUAGAAAGUAGAUUAUAGGUUACCAGAGACUGGUGGGAGGGGGAAUGGAGAGUUAUUCUUAAUGUGUAUAAAGUUUCUGCUUGGGAUGAUGAAAAAGUUUUGGAACUAGAUAGUGGGAAUGGUUGCACAUUGUUAAUGUAAUCAAUGCCACAGAAUCGCAUACUUAAAAGUGGUUAAAAUAGCAUGUUCUAUGUAAAAAACAAAAAAACCUAGUAUUUAACACUAACGGAUCAGUUAAGCCCUCAUUUCUCAGGGUGUUUUAUAAAAUGUGAAUAAGUAAGUGUCCUGAAGAAUGAAAGAAGUGGAAGGCCAUGGGGAGUCUAUGGUCAAAUAAGUUUAGGAAAAUUGGUUAAAAUCAUUUCUUUAACAUUGUGAAAGCCCAACAAAAGAGAUAUGGUAUAAAGCAUUUUUUAAACUGUUUAACUUAAGUUCUUGGUUUGGAGGGUCAUCUUGUGAGAUUUAUGUUAUGUAGACCCUUUGGAAAACAUUGGGUUAAACAAAUUACAGUACACUCAUUCCAUGGAAAUCUGUGCACCCAUUAAGAAUGAUGACAUGGUCAUAUAUCACUUGACGUGGAAGGAUGUUUAUACUUUAUUGUAAAGUAAAAAAGCAGUGUGAUUAAUGGGAUUUCAUUUUUGUUUUAAAAAAGUAUAUGUAUAUAUUUUAUAUGGAUAUAUAACAGAAAAAAGUUUGUAAGGCUGUAUGCCAAAAUGCUUAAGUCUCUGGGUGGUGGGAAGAUGGAUGAUUUUGUUUUCAUUUGUUUUUCUCUUUGCUUGUCUGUAUUUUCAUAUUUUUCCACGUGGAAUAUUGGUUACUUGUAUAAUCAAAAAAUAAUAGAAGUUAAAAAUAUUUUAGAAACCUAUCUGCAGUUAUUAAUUAUACAAGGGAGGGGAUGAAGGGGUCAGGACUCCCUUACCGCUUGUUGGACUCUUCACUUCUAUUAACUUUCACUGAAGGAGAGUCAAAGAGCCUUUCAACUAUUAGAAAGUUCUACUCAUGGGGUGCCUGGGUGGCUCAGUUGGUUAAGCAACUGCCUUUGGCUCAGGUCAUGAUCCCAGGGUCCUGGGAUCAAGCCUUGUAUUGGGCGCCCUGCUCCGCGGGGAACCUGCUUCUC